CUCAAAAGAAAAAAAGUGAAACACAAAACCCUAAUUCCAGAGAAAACACAAUGAAGUUCAACCCUAGAGUUUCAAGCAGCCGUCGCAAGAGCCGCAAGGCUCAUUUCACCGCCCCAUCAAGCGUCCGUCGUGUGUUGAUGAGCGCACCUCUUUCCGGUGACCUCCGUUCAAAGUACAACGUGCGUUCUCUUCCCGUUCGCAAAGAUGAUGAAGUGCAGGUUGUGAGAGGAACCUUCAAGGGACGUGAAGGGAAGGUUGUGCAAGUUUAUCGCAGGAAAUGGGUGAUUCAUAUUGAGAGGAUUACACGUGAGAAGGUGAAUGGUCAAACUGUGAAUGUUGGUGUUGAUCCUUCAAAGGUUGUGAUUACUAAGAUUCGUUUGGACAAGGAUAGGAAAAGCUUGCUUGAUCGUAAGGCGAAGGGUCGUGCUGCUGCUGAUAAGGAAAAGGGUACCAAGUUUGCUCCUGAAGACAUUAUGCAAAACGUUGAUUAAUUUAAUCCUAUUAUUACUUUUGGUUGUAUUGUUACUAGAACUUGAUUUUGAUUUUGUUGGUGGUUUGAAUGUUUUUUGGUUUAGAUCUGAAUUAUUUGCAGAAUUUUGGGAAGUUUAUGUUUUGUUUAAUUUAUGAAAUGCCUGACAUUAUCACUGUUAAAGUUUGUUGAUGUUCUAUUUUACUUGGCUGUUUUUAGUUUUA
This is a messenger RNA of Medicago truncatula (barrel medic), 693 nucleotides long. RefSeq names its product 60S ribosomal protein L26-1. Gene Ontology annotation, biological process: translation. Gene Ontology annotation, molecular function: RNA binding; structural constituent of ribosome. Gene Ontology annotation, cellular component: large ribosomal subunit; ribosome. NCBI's taxonomy places the organism in Eukaryota, Viridiplantae, Streptophyta, Magnoliopsida, Fabales, Fabaceae. The coding region runs from base 51 to 491 and encodes 146 amino acids. The transcript has a single exon. The record is from RefSeq and is a predicted model, not a curated record.